GACUGCAAUAUUUCGAACAACCCCUGGUUGUUACAUUUACUACACGUAAAAAGCCCUUUUUGCCUGUGUAUGAUUUGGAAUGAGGGAGUACACAGGAUGUCGUUUUUACGAUUCCUGGAGCAUUUUGUUACUGUGUUCUGUGAUUGGAGUGGGAGCUGUCGUCAGCGCGCAUGCUGAUUGCACACAGCUACCUUGUCUGAAUGGCGGCCUUUGCGGCUUCGAGCCCGGCACCAAUGUAAGCUUGAGCUGCCUGUGCCCCCCUAGCCACUGCGGCGACCGCUGCCAGUUCCUUUCGCCCUGCCAGAACGGUGGCAAGUGUGUCUACAUCGUCACGGGGCCCGAAGUGGUGAGGCUCGCCUGCGAGUGCCCGGUCAACUACACCGGCUAUCGGUGCGAGCACCUUCACGCCUGCUCCUCCAACCCCUGCCCGACAAAUCGGCGCUGCGAGGUGGACAUAUUCAACAGUUACCGAUGCGAGUGUCUGGAGGCUGGCUACCACGGGCCUGAUUGCGACAUAUUUAACAAGUGCUCCCAGUCUCCUUGUCGGAACAAUGGCACGUGUGCAUUCACGGGAAGCAACCGUUAUCGAUGUGACUGUAAUCCGAACGGCAUAGUCAGCGGUUUCCACGGCGUCAACUGCGAGCUGUUCAAUCCCUGCUUGACGUCUCCCUGUGGCGAAGCUGGGACCUGUCACCAAGACCCGUCGAAGGGUGCAAGCGAGGCGUUCAACUGCUCGUGCGAUGACCAGCACUACGGUGAGCUGUGCCAGUACCGGGACGAGUGUCUCCAGUCGCCUUGCCUCAACAAUGGCUGGUGUUCACUCUUGGAAACUGGGGGCUUUGAGUGCGAUUGCCCCGCCGGCUACCUUGGCCCAACGUGCGCACAUUCGGUGUGCAAUUGGUUUUCCUGCCGUCACAACGGUACCUGUUCCAUCGAUGAAUUGGGCCGACCGGUGUGCCUCUGCCCGAGCGAGUACUACGGCAGCAAGUGCCAGACGCUCAAUUCCUGCCUGCAGUACGAACUGUGCCAGCACGGUGGCAACUGCACAGACGUGCAGGGGGACUACUUCACCUGCGCCUGCCCAGUGGGCUGGAUUGGCAUCCUGUGUGCCUUCAAGGAUCCGUGUGUCGACAACACCUGCCAUCCUAACCAGACCUGCAUUUCCGCCACUCCGUACAUGUCGUAUCAGUGCACGUGCAACUCGGCUGAGUACAACGGGCCCUGGUGUACCGACUAUGAUUCUUGCUCGCACCAGCCAUGUCAGAAUGGAGGAUACUGCACGUUUAAGGGUCACAUGAGUUACGACUGUGACUGCGCUCCAAACGGCUUCCCGACGGGUUACUACGGCAAAAACUGCGAGCAUCGACAGCCGUGUCCGGAGCAGUUACCCAGCGUCUGCUCCAACCACGGGGUGUGCGAGUACACGAACAAGGAGCCUGGCUACAAGUGCGUCCAGUGCGACAGCGGCUACUACGGUCAAGCCUGCGAACGCUACGACGGCUGUCACAGCGACCCCUGUAAGAACGGCCAGCCUUGUGUCUCGCUCUACCUGUUUCAGAAGUACUUCUGUAACUGCUCGGAGCAGUACACGGGAGAUCAUUGCGAGAUUCCAGUCACCUGUAAUGACCCAUCCUCCAGUAUCACAGUCAGCACCAAAGGCUUGUAUUUCUGGCCCGAGACUUUGAUCGGAAAGGCUGCCGUUCUUCCCUGCCAUGUCGGCACGGGUUUUGCAAGGAGGAGGUGCGAGGCCUGGGUGACCGGGGGAUUUGCACUGGCCAUUUUCUGGGUCACCCCAGACAUGUCUUCUUGUGAUACAGUUAACUUUACCAAGGAGGUGGCGACAAACAUGUCACACUACCUCGUACAUACAACCAGUAAUGCAGAAGACAUGCAGGAGGAGGAGGUGACGUCAUCCACGGAAUUGCUGGUGGCUAUCAUCAUUUAUGCUUACUAUGACUACGAGCUGGCCAAGGAUCUCAUGCUUUGCAUCAGCAAUCUCCUGGAGGUCAAUGAGACUGUUCUCCGAGACAGCUCCGUUCAGUCGGACACAAACACGAAGCUUCUCUCCAUGAUAGAUUCCUACGCCGAGAAAACAGUCCUAGGGACCAAUGACUCUGCAGCGGAGUUACUCACCGACAACAUCGAGAUCAAAGUAGAGGAUGUCUCUUUAGAGCAAGCCACAAUGACGGGCUCGCACUUUCAGUCCUCACUGCCUAACUCCCAAGGGAUUUCAGUCAAUAUUCCAUCGGAGGCUUUUGCCGAGGAGGAUUUGAUGGCCGCUGUGGGCGAAACAGACUCUGUUCGAGUCAACUUUGUGGUCAUGACAAACACCAAGUUGUUCAUACCGGUCGCCCAACAGGAAGAGGCCUACAACGGCUAUGCCGUCUCGGCGAGAAUUCAGGGCAGGGCGGUCAGCGGGCUGGCGGAGCCGGUCACCAUCAGCUUGCCUAUGGAGAACGUUGAAGUUGGGAAAACACCAAAAUGCGCAUUUUGGAAUGGAAAAGAAGGAAGAUGGGAUACGACUGGGUUGAAGUUAAUCUCAAAGGCAAACAAUUCGGCAGUGUGUGAAUCUAGUCAUUUGACGUACUUUGGCAUUAUCGUGGAUCCAGGGAUGCCCUUUGAAAUCCCAGCAACUCACAUGAAGAUCCUCAGCAUUAUUACGAGAGUUGGACUCUGUGUCACCUUGUGUGGGCUGCUUCUGACCUUUCUGACAUACCUCCUGUUCAAACAAUUACGAGGGACCCGGUCAGGCAAAAUCUUAAUUCAUCUCUCUGCAUCCCUGUUCGGCCUCAACUUCGUGUUCAUCAUAGACAGCGCUCUCUCGCUGAAGUCACCGAAAGCCCUCUGCCUGGCCUCGGCCAUUUUGCUGCACUACUUUGUGCUGACGUCAUUCUCGUGGAUGGCUAUGGAAGCGGUGAACAUGUACAGGGCACUGGUGCAAGUCUUCAUCCGCGGGAGCACUGGGUGUUUCAUGACGAAAUGCAUCAUCACAUCUUGGGUCGUGCCGAUUGCUAUAGUGACUGCCGCAGCCGCAACGGGUCCAGAAAAAAAUUACGGCGAGAGACAGGGCAUGUGCUUGCUGCUUACCACAAACCCCUAUGUGUACUACAUUUCGUAUCUCGGUCCAUGUUGUAUCAUCCUGGCUAUCAACAUCGUCGUUUUUGUCAUGGUUCUGUAUGCAGUGUGCUCCCCUCGCAGCAAGAAACUGCACAAUGCUACAUCAAGCCUGCCUAGAAAUGGCGUGCGAAAGACACAGAUCGGCUGUGCUCUGUCCGUAACGUUUCUACUGGGUCUGACCUGGGUCUUUGGCCUGUUUGCAGUUGGAAAUGCCACCUUAGUAUUUCAGUACAUAUGUACAACACUCAACACCAUGCAAGGGUUCUUCAUUUUCCUGUUCCGGUGCGCUCUGAAUCCAGAGGCCGUACGCUGCUGGCGUCAUCUAAUCACCAACGGGACACUCAACCCUCGCCAGACACCCUGUAACUCCGCCAUCAAAAACAACAACCAGCACAGCCAGCACAGCCAGCAGACCAACAGCACCAAGCUGCAGCACCAGGAGCAGCAAUCCAGCAAGGCUGUCGUGUCGGUGGUCAACACCGGUUACGUGUCCGACGAGCUGUCGUCCGACGACCACAUCCUGCGCAUCCUGGAGAGAGCAUGCCACAGCAGCAAGUACUCUGUGGACUCGUACGAGAAGUGGAUCAACACCUGGGAGCAGAACAUGAAGUUGAGGAAUGUGAUGAUGGACAACAUCAAGCCAAGGAAUGAUAUCUGAUUGUAAUGUGGACCUUGUCUUCAAAUUGGUAAGCAGAAAACGGACACAGCAAAGCUGACAGAGGAAAAACACUAUGGAAAGAAGAGUGAGAUACACAAAGAAUUCGAUAAUAAUGUGUUUUCUAGGUUCUGUUGUUCCUCCAAGACCAAAAAAUUAAUCAGUGUUAGAGCAGCAAAUCAUGCACGCAUACCAUUUAGCGCUAAUUCGUCACAUCGAGAACUAAAUGGGAAUUUAGUAGGGACUUACCGUACUGUUUGCAACAACCUCUUGAACAUAUAUGUCAAUAACUCUUUCUACCAAACCAAGAGGUAAUACUCAUUUGGGUAGGAAACACAGAGGUGGUGUAUUGAGGAAGACAGUGGGAUAAAAAUGAGAUGCAGAGAUGCAAUGGAUGGUGGGGAGGGAAAGAGAAUAAGACGAGAAGGAGAGGGAUAUUUGGAUUGGUGAAAAACGAGGAGACACUAGAGAAGUUGCGAUCAUGGGAACCCCGUCCUAGCCUGUCUCCAACCUCAUGCAAUGGAGUUGCGCUGUCUAAUGGUCAGAAAUGUACAGUGCCAUUUUCUGUUUAAGAGGGUAUCUUGCUGUCUGCUAGGUUGACGCUCAACUGGGUAUUUCAACCUCGGUAAGCUUACUCCCUCUAUUAAAGCCGGUGACGUAGAAGUGUAAAGUGCAGUUUUCCAAUUAAUUAGGAAACUAUGCUGCCCGAUUAAAGCUGCCCCAUUAACGUUGGCUGCUGAAGAAUUUCUUCGUAGAAUAAAGCGCGUGAGAUGAAAGUAACUUGUAAUAGUAACCGCUCAUUGUUUAGUUAUAACAAUAGACUCUAAACAUGGAGACUUCGUUGCUAGAUGUAGUAAUUUAUUUUCCAUGCUAACCUAAGCAUCUCUCUGUGUCGUGUACUAACGCAACCGGUAUAUGUAUGUGCCUUGGUGCUUGGAACUUCCUAAAUGCCCCCAAAUCAAGUCUGUAUACAGGACGCCCCGGGCACUUGCCUAGCAAAACCUAAACCAGCAGCUUCAGCGAUUCACUUGUCACACGCUGUGGAAACUCAGAACUAGGUAUUUCCUCGAGCUUUGAAAAUAUGUGAAGCUCUUGGUGGCAGUUUGUCUCCUUUGGCGUAUAAAAAUGCGACGCGGUGAUUUACAACAACUUAAAUGCAGCAAAUUUGAUACCGGUAUAGAGUUACAUACCGUGUGUCUUCAAGUACACCUGAGUGAUCACGUAUACUAAUGAAAUUUCUUGAUGGAGAACUGUAUGAAAGACAGCAGAGAGGAUAUCUUUGAAUGAGAGUAAGCGUGGACAAACGAGGUACGACAUGGGGGUCAUGUCUGCCUGAGAGGCGAUUUGAGUUUUUUGUGCACAAUUUAUGUGUGAACGGAGAGCAGAUUGUAUUUCUCUAACGGUAUUAUGUGACUCGUGUUUUAUGUAUUAAUGCUGGGUUCAAUUUGUUUUAGUGUUACAGACAAUAUACAUAUAUUCGUUGUUGCUAAAUUUUGUUUAUAAAGUCUGAGUGCGAAAGUAGACGAAUGAAGAGUCCUUCCAUUCUUUUGCAAACAUUUCUCUAACAAAUAUCAGUAUGAAACUUAAAUCAUUGGACUGAGUAGCAUGUGUCCUUUCAGAUACCAUCAAGAUUGCCAGAUUUGAACAAUUUUCUUGUCAUUAGUAAUCCAAUACAUGCAGACAUUUUAGAGCGGGAUCAGAAAUGGUAAAAGGUGGAUAAAUGGAGAAAUACCGGUCCAGAUUUGUCGCCUUCUUUGGCAAAGAUGUCCCUAACUAAAGCUAAUGUGAAUGAGAAAAUUACAUCAUUGGAUAGAAUAACACGUGCCCUUUCAGAUGCCACCAAGCUUACCGAAUUAGAGCAAUUCCUGGGUUAUUUAUGAUCCAAUAUACGCAGACAUCUUUGUGCUAUAAAAUGACCUUUUCAACGCAAAGACAUACAGAAUUCCUUAAAAAUAGCAAGCAGACGGCCGAGAACUCUUCCCUUCUUUUGCUUCUAUUUCUCUAAAAAAGUAAAUAUAAAUAUGGAACUUAAAUAAUUGGAUUUAAUAACAUGUGC
This is a messenger RNA of Acanthaster planci (crown-of-thorns starfish), 5828 nucleotides long. RefSeq names its product cadherin EGF LAG seven-pass G-type receptor 2-like. NCBI's taxonomy places the organism in Eukaryota, Metazoa, Echinodermata, Asteroidea, Valvatida, Acanthasteridae. The record is from RefSeq and is a predicted model, not a curated record.